Messenger RNA from Nycticebus coucang (slow loris), 1261 nucleotides. It is a transcript of the gene RPL5, whose product is annotated as ribosomal protein L5. Gene Ontology annotation, molecular function: 5S rRNA binding; structural constituent of ribosome. The transcript is spliced from 8 exons. Gene Ontology annotation, biological process: translation; ribosomal large subunit assembly. Lineage: Eukaryota; Metazoa; Chordata; Mammalia; Primates; Lorisidae. Gene Ontology annotation, cellular component: ribosome; cytosolic large ribosomal subunit. The coding region runs from base 16 to 1200 and encodes 394 amino acids. The record is from RefSeq and is a predicted model, not a curated record.
AGGUUGCAGAGAGGUAUGACGGUGCCACUGCACUCUGGUGAGGGCAACAGAGUGACAGAGACCCUGUCUCAAAAAAAAAAAAAAGAAGAAGAAGAAGAAGAAGAAAAACAAAACAAAAGGAAAAACUUAAGCUGGAGCAUACGCUCGAGCAAAAGAAAUGGAACAGGGGGUGCAGUUAGGGAUCAGGGAUGCGAUGGAGGAAAAGGGAGACGUGAAAGGAGCCGCGCUUUGACCACGAACCAAAUACCGCACGUUUACCAAAUGUCAGGGCCUCCCUCGGAGUUUGCAGUCCACGGCGGGCCGAGGCAGGGGUUUGUUAAAGUUGUCAAGAAUAAGGCCUACUUUAAGAGAUACCAAGUGAAAUUUAGAAGACGACGAGAGGGUAAAACUGAUUACUAUGCUCGGAAACGCUUGGUGAUACAGGAUAAAAAUAAGUACAACACACCCAAAUACAGAAUGAUAGUUAGAGUGACUAACAGAGACAUCAUUUGUCAGAUUGCUUAUGCCCGUAUAGAAGGGGAUAUGAUAGUCUGUGCAGCUUAUGCACAUGAACUACCAAAAUACGGUGUGAAGGUUGGCCUGACAAAUUAUGCUGCAGCAUACUGUACUGGCCUACUGCUGGCCCGCAGGCUUCUCAAUAGGUUUGGCAUGGACAAGAUCUAUGAAGGCCAAGUGGAGGUGACUGGCGAUGAAUACAAUGUGGAAAGCAUCGAUGGCCAGCCUGGUGCUUUUACAUGCUAUUUGGAUGCAGGCCUUGCCAGGACUACCACUGGCAAUAAAGUUUUUGGAGCCCUGAAGGGAGCUGUGGAUGGAGGCUUGUCUAUCCCGCACAGUACCAAACGAUUCCCUGGUUAUGAUUCUGAAAGCAAGGAAUUUAAUGCUGAAGUACAUCGGAAGCAUAUCAUGGGACAGAAUGUUGCGGAUUAUAUGCGUUACCUAAUGGAAGAAGAUGAAGAUGCUUUCAAAAAACAGUUCUCUCAAUACAUAAAGAAUAACGUCACUCCAGACAUGAUGGAGGAGAUGUAUAAGAAAGCUCAUGCGGCUAUACGAGAUAACCCAGUCUAUGAGAAGAAGCCCAAGAGAGAAGUUAAAAAGAAGAGAUGGAACCGUCCCAAAAUGUCCCUUGCCCAGAAGAAAGAUCGGGUAGCUCAAAAGAAGGCAAGCUUCCUUAGAGCUCAGGAACGAGCAGCUGAAAGCUAAACCAGACACCAAUUUUAUAUAUUUCCUGAUUUAAAAGAAUAAACUUAUUCAUAAAGCAACU